AUCUUAAUAAAAUAGCAUUGGCAGACGACCAUUUCGCUACGCCCAACAAAAUCGAUGUUUUGAUUGGUGCUUCGCUGUUUCCGCAUUUGAUUCUUCCCGACGACGUGGUCUCCAGUGGACCAUCGGGGCCGCCCGCUAUUCAUACAGUGCUAGGCUACGUACUCAUGGGAGUCGUGCCUGCGCUCGCCGCCCGCCCAGCAUGCGUGACGUCAUGCUGCGCCAUAGUGCCACAUCAGCCUAUGGAUCAUUUAAUUACCCGCUUCUGGGAACUGGAAGAAGUCCCCGGCUCGCCCGUUCAGCACCCCACGAAUGUUGAAUGUGAACAUUUUUACCGCUCGACUACGGAACGUGACCCCGUGACCGGCCGUUACACUGUAGCUCUCCCGUUUGAUAAAGACGUGUUUUUACUUGGGGACUCCUAUAACAUUGCUCGCAAACGUUUUUUGUGUUUGGAGAAGAAGCUCGAGGCUUCUCCCGAGCUUCGUGCCGCUUACGAUGACGUCAUUAAGGACUAUAUUUCCAAAGGUUAUGUGGAGCCACUGACCGUUCCCCCGCAGGCGUCAUCGGACGAUUUGUCCCCGAGCUAUAUAAUCCCGCACCAUGGUGUCCUCCGCGAGGACAAGUCCACCACGAAGCUGCGCCCCGUGUUAGAUGCAAGUUGCAAGACUUCAUCCGGUGUCUCGCUAAACGAGGUGCUGCACAGUGGGCCAAAUUUACAAGGGGACUUGUUUAAAAUUAUUUUAAAUUUUCGCCUACACGCUGUAGCGAUGACCGCUGAUUGCAAACAGAUGUUUCUGCAGAUUAUGCUUCGCGAAUCUGAUAGACGCUAUCAGAGAAUUUUAUAUCGUUUUAAUCCAAACGAUCCUCUGGUUCUAUCAAUUUAA
Plutella xylostella (diamondback moth) is the source of this 884-nucleotide messenger RNA. RefSeq lists its product as uncharacterized. The record is from RefSeq and is a predicted model, not a curated record. Lineage: Eukaryota; Metazoa; Arthropoda; Insecta; Lepidoptera; Plutellidae.